CCCGCUUUUGCAUGAGCGGCGCCCUAAUUAUAUUUUGCAAUUCUGUGGCGUGCUGCUGAAGAUCGUUCACAAAGCCAUUCGUGAGGAAACACUAUUCCUGCUGUGAUACGCCUUUUUUCGUCCUCCCCGCAAUCUGACCCCACGCGAGACAGCGCGAACAUUAAACGAGUCGACAUUCAUAAUUUCAUUCCCGUCUUAGUCACAUUUUUUCUGUCGGUGCCUUUUCUUGGUGUGUCGUGUCGCGAGAAUUGAGUAUUAGUCUUUCGUUUCUCCGUGCUGGUAACUGGGCACUCGCAUCUUCUGCGCCACCACCCCACGUCGGACGUGUAGCGGUGCGUGUCUGUCGUGGAGCGUAGUGCGUUUGUCUGGUGUUUUCCUUGUGAUGAGUUUUUUCAUGCCUUGGUCCCCCUGUCCUGUGUAGAAAGCGAAUUUUUUAUCGACGUGAUCCCCUGCCUUGAGCCAAUCUUGUUAGAGUCUCACCGUCCCUGUCAUCAUGGAGCAAGCCAGCGAAGAACGACCGCAUUUCGAGCACAUUGCUAACCCGGGGAGCCUAUUCGGCUGCCAUCCUCAAAGCGCCGGAUGGGGCCCCUCGACCUGCGAUAAAGAGGUCCGGACCGAGUGCUUGGCUGCGUUGGCUCACUUGCCGUUCGAGCCUAAUGUACGCCCGUCUCUCUUCUCUCACCAGCUCUUUCGGGCUUGUGAUUUCACCUUCCAUGUUCAACAGAGACAGCGGGAUGGUCGUGAUCCUCGCGGUAUUACCGUCGCGUUCGCGGAUGAAGAGCAACAGUUCCAGACUGUUGACAAUAGGCCGUUACUGAGACGCGGUGGCGGAGGCGGCUGGCUUCACAAGCGCCGAGCUCCAGUGAAGCAGUCCACCGCUGCCUUCAACGAGAAAAACAAGGAGGAAGAGGAGCUUCGCCUUGGCAAGAAAGGAAAGAGCGAACAGAAGAAGCAACAGCAACAACAACAGGCUCGCUUUGCACGGAUUCACGCGCGUCACAGGGCAUUCAGCGAGUGGUCGGUGCAACCCACAAACGAGUGGGCGGUGGAGGCCGAGAUUCCUCUGUCUCAGUUGUACAAACACGCUGUGGAGAGCGGCAAGAUUAAGGUCAAGGAUUUGGCAUGGCGCGGUGAGCUGCGCACAUACAACAAACAGGCCGACCAAAUCCGCACCAAGUUGCCGGUGGCCCUUCAGAACCUUUCGUCUAACUUUGACUAUUACUGGGUGACGACACAAGAUGACGAUCUGAUCAAGGAGCAAAUGCUCAACAGCUCAGAGCCGAUCGACGUUGCGGCGACCGACCAGGUGCUGGCAUGUUUGAUGGCAGCUCCUCAAUCCAAAUACUCGUGGCACUUGCACCUGACUAAGGUGGAGGGCAAGCUACUUAUUGACAAAGCGAACGGCUCUAUUGUAGACUUGCUGACGGUCAACGAAACCGCGAGUGAACCUCCCAUGCAGGAUGCAGAGAACCGUCUUAACAGGCCUGCCGCACUUGGCUUCGAAGCGGUGAAAAUCAACCAGAACCUCCGCCAGCAGCUGCUUGUCAAGGGCGAAGAGCCUGUGAAGUUUUCCCCGCCACCAUUCGUGGAGGCUGGAGACAACCCUGCGUCUAUUGCGUACAGGUAUCGAAUGUUCACGAUACCGGGAAGGACAGGCGGUACAGGAGGGGGCAAAUCAAGGCAGCCAAUCAACAUUAUCACCAGGACGGAAGUCAACGCCAAACUGCCUCAGCCUGCUGACGGAUCGCGCAAGCCGAGCCCUGGUGACGAGAUGACAGGCGGCCACAGCAAGCGGGAGAAGGAAGACAGCGACCCGUUCGGAAAGGAUGGCGGCGGCUAUGUUUACAUCUGUGCACUCAAUGAAUACGACAUUAAGGGUCAGCGGAACUGGCGUGUCCAAAUGGAAACCCAGAGAGGAGCUCUCCUAGCCACCGAAGUGCGAAACAAUGCGUGCAAGCUGAAGAAAUUUGUGGCGUCAGCCAUGAUGGCCGGUUGCGACGACCUGAAGCUUGGUUUCGUUUCAAGAAAAGCAAACAACGACAAUGAGCACCACGUCGUGUUGAGCGUUCAGUCUUACCAGACACGGGAUCUGGGUAUGCAAAUCGGACUGAAACCUGAUAACGCCUGGGGUAUUGUUCGGGCCAUUGUCGAUAUGGUUAUGGAGAAGCCCGAUGGCCGAUAUGUCUUGUUGAAGGACCCGACAAAGCCGGUCAUGAGGCUAUACUCGCGACCUGAAGAGGAGGACGAAGACGCGGAGGAAGAAGAGAAGGCACCGGAGACUAGGACUGAAGAACGUGAGACGAACAGAAACGACGAGGAGUGAGAAGGCAGAGUGAGACGCAUGAAAAGGGCCUCUGCGAUCACAUCGUGAAGGAAACUGUGGAGAAGUGCCGGGGAGCAAUGCAGACCGCGAGCAAGAUAAAAACCGAGAGGGGGGGGAAGAAGUGCACAAGGAGAUCGCCACAAAACGGGAAAAUUUUCGCUACGUGGUCUUCUAGACUGCAUGACGACACAAAGUGGACGAGGAGGGAUAAACCCGACGAAUGACGAGUGUGGACAAGACUGCAUGUAUAGAAGUGUCGUAGGAAGGAAACGGAUUGGGACGAUUUCUUGCUGAUGAGCCAUAUUGGCGAUUCAAAGAAGCGGAACCUGAAAGUUAUGGCGGACGUCCAAAACAAAACUGAGAAGGAACAAAACGAAACCUGCAGAUACAAUUUAUUGUGGCCUCUCUUUGGGGUCGAGGGGCGUACAGUUUAUGUGAGAACUCUUCGCUUGUUGGGGGUGUUAUGCUCCCACCGGUUUUGCUGUUGCUGUCUGCCCUACGCGUAUGGUUGUGUCCGGGCAAAGCAGUGUCGUCUGAUAUGAGCAGAACACUUUUGUGGUUUGUUUUCUUGUGUUAAGGCUUCCACUGUUUGCCUGUCCGGAGGAUCACUGCGUCCGCUCUUGCUUAGAAAAACUAGCCGCCGUUCUUUUCUAUUGACUUUGAAGUAUAAUUCAUAAAAAAAAAGUUUUCCUCUGUCAACUCGUACUUCGUACAUGUUUUCCUCCUGUCCUCUGCGCUACAUUGCUCCUCUUAAUAGGCUUUAUCAUUCCUAUUUUCGCCGCUUUUAACUAUUAUGACCCUUUAAGCUCCCUCGCGUGUUCGUUGUUUAUGCGGCUUCUGUUUCCCUAUCUCCUAAAAUGCUCCUUCACGGUGUGAGUCUCGUUGUUUCGUUGCAUCGGCCCAGUUGUCGCCUCACUUUCGCUCUCCUUUCCUCUUGGUCUGCUCUCUGCCUAACUGUGUCGUUGUAUGCCUUCUCUCAUAAGCUCACUCAUUUGGUAGUGCUCUCGUGUAUACCAUACUAAAAAUAAUAUCCAUUUGUACGUACGAAUUAGACAGACAGAUAAAUACCUCAGCCCUAUUCGCCUCCACGUUAUGAGUUUGCUCCCCUGAUUUCCUCAAAGCAAACUUGGGCGUGUCUAGAUCGUUGGUUUUAGCGAUUCCCACGUUCUUCUAUUAGGAAAACUGACACCGUUUGCUCAUAAACGCGGCGAGUGCAGCGUGCGUAUUCUCACGAACUAUUUCGAACAAAGAAAAACAAGGGGCCACAUGCAGUUUCGAAUGAACAAGCGGCUUCACUAACUCAUUUUCAGUAUAAAAUGACAUUAACGUCAUAAUUUGGUAUUCACGGUAGCGGAGUCGUUCAGUUCAAGUUGGCAAAUCAUCUCGUAAACGAGUCCACUGAGUGCCUCAGUCUUGAAUCACAUUAUAACUGUUGCCAAAUUGCAAUGGACAAGCAACGUUCCUGAUAGUCGCAACUCUGCAUUAAAAUAACGGCAUGUCGUAAACUAAGAGAGCUCGGAUGCGUGUCAGGAUUAACGCACUGUGACUCCUAACGCCACUGGAAUCCCGUCUUGGAGGAGAGAAGUCAGGUCUGUAGAUGAAGGCGACGGUGAGGAUGAGGGGGUGGCGUGGUUGGGAAGCGACGAGAGUCGGAGAGGGAGAAGAUGUUUCCGGCUUGGCUGCAUUUCCUGGAGGGUGGAAAAAGAGACACCGGAAUGC
This is a messenger RNA of Toxoplasma gondii ME49, 4042 nucleotides long. RefSeq names its product eukaryotic translation initiation factor 3 subunit 7, putative. Gene Ontology annotation, cellular component: eukaryotic translation initiation factor 3 complex; cytoplasm. Bases 494 to 2323 code for a protein of 609 amino acids. Lineage: Eukaryota; Apicomplexa; Conoidasida; Eucoccidiorida; Sarcocystidae. The transcript has 13 exons. The record is from RefSeq and is a predicted model, not a curated record. Gene Ontology annotation, biological process: translational initiation. Gene Ontology annotation, molecular function: translation initiation factor activity.